Messenger RNA from Oncorhynchus nerka (sockeye salmon), 4210 nucleotides. Its product is annotated as fibroin heavy chain-like. The record is from RefSeq and is a predicted model, not a curated record. The coding region runs from base 332 to 4210 and encodes 1292 amino acids. Lineage: Eukaryota; Metazoa; Chordata; Actinopteri; Salmoniformes; Salmonidae. The transcript has 26 exons.
UUUCUUUUUCUCCACCUCUUUCUCAAUUAACCCCCCCUCUCUCUCUUUUAGGCAACCAUGUUUUUAUGGCAGGAGUCAACCAAAUAAAAGCAGCCCCACCAGUCUGUGGGGGAGAAAAGCCGCUGGUUCAAUGAAGUGAUCUAUUCAACUCAGUGUUUCUCUCUCUUGCUCUCUUCAUUAAUUACAUACUGUCCUGCCUUUUCAUCCUUUCUGUCUUUUGUUUUCUGUCUCUCUUACUCUUUAUUCCCCUCCUUCUUUCUCUGGCUGGCUGAGCUCUGACAAGGGGAUAGAAUCAAGAGUUUGGGAGAGGAGAGGGACAUUUGGGAGCGAGAUGGCGGGUGGGACGGUGGCGUUGUUCCUGUAUGGAUUCCUGCUCCUGUCUCUGUGGAAACCUUCACUGCAAGGAGGUGUGUACAUACCUGCUGGUGUAGGUGAAGGAGCUGGGGCUGGAUUAGGAGCUGGAGCAGGAGGCAGAGCUGGAUUUGGUCCAGGUGGAGCUGGCACCGGUUUUGGGCCUGGUGGUGUAGGCACUGGAUAUGGGCCAGGUGGCGGAGCCGGAGUUGGAUCAGGAGGUGUAGGUGGAGCUGGCGCUGGUCCAGGAGGUGCAGGCUUUGGCCCUGGAGCCGGUGGAGGUUACACCAAGCCAGGGAAGACGGGAGCUGGCUAUGGUGGUCAGGUUGUAGGCCAAGGCCAAGGCCAAGGAGGACUGGGGACUGGAGGUCUGGGGGAAGGAAGAGUUAGACCAGAAGGAGCUGGGGCCGGACCAGGAGGUUAUGGACAUGGCGGUGGUUUAGGAGCUGGAGGCCUUGGAGCAGGAGCUGGCAAUGGAGGUUGGGGUCCUGGAGGACAGGGGGCUGGACUAGGAGCUGGAGGUCUGGGAGGAGGAGGUCUUAGACCAGGAGCCAGACCAGGAGGUUAUGGACCAGGUGGUUAUGGGCCUGGUGCUGAUCUUAGUCUGGGCGGAGCUGUAGCUGGAGGUCUUGGUGGUGGUUACGGACUUGGCGGGGGUCUAGGUGCCGGAGGCCUUGGAGCAGGAGCUGGAGGAAAGCCAGAGAAGGCAGGAGCUGGCUACGGUGGUAGAGAUCCAGGAGGACAGGGGGCUGGACUAGGUGUUGGAGGUUUUGGACCAGGUGGCUAUGGACCAGGUGGAGCUGGAGCUGGUGCUGGACCAGGUGGCUAUGGGCUUGGUGUUGGUCUUGGUCCUGGGGGAGCUGGUCCUGGAGUUUUUGGUGGUGGUUAUGGACCCGAUGGAACAGGAGCUGGCUAUGUAGGUCGCAGUCCUGGGGGACAGGGGGCUGGAUUAGGAGCUGGAGGCUAUGGACCAGGUGGAGCUGGACCAGGAGGAUAUGGGCCUGGUUCUGGUGUUGGCCAGGGUGGAGCUGGUGGUUUUGGUGGUGGUCUUGGAGCUGGCGGACAAGGAGACGCCCUUGGAGCUGGGUUUGGAGGCCUCGGAGCUGGGGGACUGGGAUCCAGAGGUACAGGUCAGGGGGCUGGAGGACUUGGAGCAGGCCAAGGUCUUGGAGCCAGCCAAGGAGAUGGAUACAGACCUGGAGGAGGCUACGGUGGUGCUGCUGGUGGUCUGUACCCUGGAGCUGGAGGGGCGGGGGCAGGCCAGAAACCUCCCAAAACAGGAGCAGGAAGCACACUAGGAGGAGAUGGAUAUGGGCCUGGUGGUGCUGGUGGAUAUGGGCCUGGUGGCGCAGGUGGACAUUGGCCUGGUGGCGUAGGUGGACAUGGGCCUGGUGGCGUAGGUGGACAUGGGCCUGGUGGCGCAGGAACUGGGCCUGGUGGCACAGGAACUGGGCCUGGUGGCGCAGGAACGGGACCUAGUGGCACAGGUGGAUAUGGUCCUGGUGGCGCAGGAACUGGGCCUAGUGGCACAGGUGGAGUUGGCCUUGGUGGUUUUGGGCCUGGUGGCGCAGCAGUACCAGCUGGAGCACCAGUACUUCCACAGACUGGAGUCCCUGGGGGUGGAGCUAGAGAGAAGAGCGGUUGGAAGGCCAACAAACAAGUGCCAGGUGUUGGAGUACCUGGACUUUAUCAAGGUGGAAUAGUGCCUAGUCAAGGUUUCGGAGGGCGUGGGGUUCUACCAGGUGUUGCCACUGGAUCCGGACUUGCUCCCCAGACAGGGGCAGGUGUGCUGGGCCAGGGUGGAGUUGGAGCUGGCACUGGAGCUGGAGGUGGCCGAGGCAGUUUAAAUGGAGUGUUCCGUGGAUAUCCCCUCAUAUCACCUAAAUCUGGAGGGGCUGGAGGCAAAUCAGCUAAUUCCCAGGCCAAGCUUGCUGCUAAAUAUGCUGGAGCUGGAGGUGUACUUCGUCAAGGGGGCAUGUCGGGAGCAGGAGGAGUACCUAGCGGUGUACCUGGAGCAGGUGGGGUCCCUGGUUAUGGAGUUGGAGCUGGAGGUGUACUUCGUCAAGGGGGCAUGUCGGGAGCAGGAGGAGUACCUAGCGGUGUACCUGGAGCUGGUGGUGUACCUGGUUACGGAGGUGGAGCAGGAGGCAUACCUGGAUUCGGAGGCGUACCUGGUUACGGGGGCGGAGCCGGGCCAGGAGGCGUACCUGGGGCAGGGGGCGUCCCUGGCUCAGGUGGGUAUGGAUACCCAGGGGGUUACCCAGGUGGAGGGCGGUACCCAGGGACUGGCCUAGGUGUAGGAGGUGCCUACCCCGGAGGAGCUGGAUCUAAGGCAGCCAAAUAUGGUCAGGGUGGAGCAGGCACUGGAGCUGGUGGUGGGCUCAGCCAGGGAGUGCCUGCAUCUGGGAUUGGAACCGGAAGACUGCCUGGUGGGGCUGGAGGGGAACCAGGAGGCGGUUACAGGCCUGGCGGUAGCUUCGGUCCUGGAGGUGGAGUUGGACCAGGGGGGGCCAGUUAUGGACCAGGUGGGGCCGGCUAUGGACCAGGUGGAGCUGGACCUGGUGGCUAUGGACCAGGUAGUGCUGGAAGUUAUGGAACAGGUGGAGGGGUUGGACCAGGUGGUGCCGGGGAAGGACAUGGUGGAGCUGGCUAUGGACCAGGUGGAGGAGUUGGUGGAGUGCCUGGUGGUGGACACAGACCCGGAGGUGGUUUACCUGGUAGUGGUGCUGGUUACGGACCUGGUGCUGGUGUUGGAGGAUAUGAUGCAAAUGCCAAAGCUCGUAAAUAUGGUAUGCUAAGUGGUGUCCUUGGGACCCCAGGAGGAGGACAGGCAGCCAGCCUGGGAGGAGUACCAGGAGGGGGAGCAGGGACUGGAGUAGGCCAGGGUGGAGUGCCUGGAUCUGGGCUUGGUGGUGGUGGAGGUGUCCCUGGUGGUUAUGGUCCUGGAGCUGGAUUUGGACCUGGCCGUGGAACCGGUGGUGGUUAUGGACCAGGAGUGGGUGCUGGGACUGGACUUGGCCAGGGAGCAGGGCCUGGAGCUGGGCUUGGUGCUGGUGGAGUGCCUGGUGGUGGAUACACACCCGGAGGUGGUUUACCUGGUAGUGGUGCUGGUUACGGACCUGGUGCUGGUGUUGGAGGAUAUCCUGCUGGGGCUAAGUCUCUGAAAUACGGUCCAGGAGGAGGUGGAGGAGCUCCGGGUGGAGGCCUUGGUGGGCGAUUCGGUGCCCCGGGAGGAGGUCUGCCAGGAGGAGGCUACGGACCAGGGGCCGGAGGCGCCUUAGGAGCAGGAGAAGCAGGAGCAGGAGGAAGAGUGCCUGGGGGUGGAUACGGGACCGGAGCUGGGCCUGGUGCAGGGUAUGGAGCAGGAACAGGGCCUGGAGCUGGGUACGGUCAGGGAGCAGGAGGAGUCCCUGGAGGAGGCUAUGAAGCUAGGGCAAGAGCAGGAGGACUACCUGGGGCCGGAUAUGGACCUGGAAGAGGAUAUGGAGCCGGAUCAAAAGCUGCUAAAUAUGGACAAGUUGCUGGUGGGGCCGGUGGGGCCCUCGGAGGAGGAGCUGGACAAGGAUUCGGAGGGGUACCAGGUGGCUAUGGACCAGGUGGCUUCGGAGCCGGACCAGGUGGCUAUGGAGCCGGACCAGGUGGCUUUGGAGCCGGACCAGGUGGCUUUGGAGCCGGACCAGGUGGCUUUGGAGCCGGGGGCGGAGCAGGAUCAGGAGGGGUGCCAGGUGGGCUUCCAGGAGGGUACAGCGGUUCUCCCUGGGGGAAAAGGGGCUAUGGUACUGGAUCUGGAUUUAAGGCAGACAAAUACGGUGAGAAUGGGUUUUGUUUUCCAGAAUACUGCACUGUUGCAUUCAAGUGA